GCACACGCUGCGCGCUCUCACGCGCAUACACACGCCCUCCCUGCCGCGCUCGCCGCCGCGGCCACCAUCGCGGAGCCGAGCCCUGCGGAGCGGGAACCGAGGCCGGAGCGGGGACCGGAGGCAGCCGAGCCGGGGGAUGCCGGCCCGGAGCGGAGCCGCGCGCGGACGGCGCGCCCGGGACGCCUCCGGCACCCACAGGCCCUGAGGCUCCAGUGCCCACAGGCAGAGAGGGCGACUGAGUCCAGCCCAGGCUGAGCCCUGCCCAGCUGUACUCCCCAGACACCCACCCAACCCGAGGUGUCCCACCGAGGAGGCCCUGAUCUUGAGCCCGGAGCCCUGAGCCCUGAGACGAUGCUUGACUGACCGUGAGACACCAGAGCCGUACCAGCCUCAAACACCUGAUGUGCACAGCGUGCCAGUGGAGAGGAGCCCAGCCCCCUUCAGAGCAGCCAGGGACACCUUCCUGGAGGAAGUGGUCCCAGCACUUGUCCUGAGAUGAAUGGAGAGGAGGGUGGCCCUGGGCACCUGUUGGGGACAGGCAGAAAGGAUAUUUGGAGAAUACUAAGGCCAAGGUGGAGGGAUCUUAUGACCAUGACCUGGCUACCUUGAGUCUGUGGGGCUACACAGCCUUCAGCCUGCAUCUCCAGGGCUCUGACUCUAUCCAGCUCCUGGACCAGCUCCCAAGUCUACUCCUGACCCCAGCCUGGGCCAAGGGGACUUCUCAAGCUUUGGGACCCAGCAGGACACAGCAGCAGUCAGGUGCAUGCUGGGACCGCGACGGACAGGCUGCCGCACCCCAGGCCCCCAGAGGCCAGUCUGUUUGCCUCCCAACGCCAUCUGACCCAGGUGAGCAAGAGGAUGCUGGCGGGGGGCGUGAGGAGCAUGCCCAGCCCCCUCCUGGCCUGCUGGCAGCCCAUCCUCCUGCUGGUGCUGGGCUCAGUGCUGUCAGGCUCGGCCACGGGCUGCCCGCCCCGCUGCGAGUGCUCCGCCCAGGACCGCGCUGUGCUGUGCCACCGCAAGCGCUUUGUGGCAGUCCCCGAGGGCAUCCCCACCGAGACGCGCCUGCUGGACCUAGGCAAGAACCGCAUCAAAACGCUCAACCAGGACGAGUUCGCCAGCUUCCCGCACCUGGAGGAGCUGGAGCUCAACGAGAACAUCGUGAGCGCCGUGGAGCCCGGCGCCUUCAACAACCUCUUCAACCUCCGGACGCUGGGUCUCCGCAGCAACCGCCUGAAGCUCAUCCCGCUAGGCGUCUUCACUGGCCUCAGCAACCUGACCAAGCUGGACAUCAGCGAGAACAAGAUCGUUAUCCUACUGGACUACAUGUUUCAGGACCUGUACAACCUCAAGUCACUGGAGGUUGGCGACAAUGACCUCGUCUACAUCUCUCACCGCGCCUUCAGCGGCCUCAACAGCCUGGAGCAGCUGACGCUGGAGAAAUGCAACCUGACCUCCAUCCCCACCGAGGCGCUGUCCCACCUGCACGGCCUCAUCGUCCUGAGGCUCCGGCACCUCAACAUCAAUGCCAUCCGGGACUACUCCUUCAAGAGGCUGUACCGACUCAAGGUCUUGGAGAUCUCCCACUGGCCCUACUUGGACACCAUGACACCCAACUGCCUCUACGGCCUCAACCUGACGUCCCUGUCCAUCACACACUGCAAUCUGACCGCUGUGCCCUACCUGGCCGUCCGCCACCUAGUCUAUCUCCGCUUCCUCAACCUCUCCUACAACCCCAUCAGCACCAUUGAGGGCUCCAUGUUGCAUGAGCUGCUCCGGCUGCAGGAGAUCCAGCUGGUGGGCGGGCAGCUGGCCGUGGUGGAGCCCUAUGCCUUCCGCGGCCUCAACUACCUGCGCGUGCUCAAUGUCUCUGGCAACCAGCUGACCACACUGGAGGAAUCAGUCUUCCACUCGGUGGGCAACCUGGAGACACUCAUCCUGGACUCCAACCCGCUGGCCUGCGACUGUCGGCUCCUGUGGGUGUUCCGGCGCCGCUGGCGGCUCAACUUCAACCGGCAGCAGCCCACGUGCGCCACGCCCGAGUUUGUCCAGGGCAAGGAGUUCAAGGACUUCCCUGAUGUGCUACUGCCCAACUACUUCACCUGCCGCCGCGCCCGCAUCCGGGACCGCAAGGCCCAGCAGGUGUUUGUGGACGAGGGCCACACGGUGCAGUUUGUGUGCCGGGCCGAUGGCGACCCGCCGCCCGCCAUCCUCUGGCUCUCACCCCGAAAGCACCUGGUCUCAGCCAAGAGCAAUGGGCGGCUCACAGUCUUCCCUGAUGGCACGCUGGAGGUGCGCUACGCCCAGGUACAGGACAACGGCACGUACCUGUGCAUCGCGGCCAACGCGGGCGGCAACGACUCCAUGCCCGCCCACCUGCAUGUGCGCAGCUACUCGCCCGACUGGCCCCAUCAGCCCAACAAGACCUUCGCUUUCAUCUCCAACCAGCCGGGCGAGGGAGAGGCCAACAGCACCCGCGCCACUGUGCCUUUCCCCUUCGACAUCAAGACCCUCAUCAUCGCCACCACCAUGGGCUUCAUCUCUUUCCUGGGCGUCGUCCUCUUCUGCCUGGUGCUGCUGUUUCUCUGGAGCCGGGGCAAGGGCAACACAAAGCACAACAUCGAGAUCGAGUAUGUGCCCCGAAAGUCGGACGCAGGCAUCAGCUCCGCCGACGCGCCCCGCAAGUUCAACAUGAAGAUGAUAUGAGGCCGGGGCGGGGGGCAGGGACCCCCGGGCGGCCGGGCAGGGGAAGGGGCCUGGCCGCCACCUGCUCACUCUCCAGUCCUUCCCACCUCCUCCCUACCCUUCUACACACGUUCUCUUUCUCCCUCCCGCCUCCGUCCCCUGCUGCCCCCCGCCAGCCCUCACCACCUGCCCUCCUUCUACCAGGACCUCAGAAGCCCAGACCUGGGGACCCCACCUACACAGGGGCAUUGACAGACUGGAGUUGAAAGCCGACGAACCGACACGCGGCAGAGUCAAUAAUUCAAUAAAAAAGUUACGAACUUUCUCUGUAACUUGGGUUUCAAUAAUUAUGGAUUUUUAUGAAAACUUGAAAUAAUAAAAAGAGAAAAAAACUAUUUCCUAUAGCUAGUCGGAAUGCAAACUUUUGACGUCCUGAUUGCUCCAGGGCCCUCUUCCAACUCAGUUUCUUGUUUUUCUCUUCCUCCUCCUCCUCUUCUUCCUCCUUUCUCUUCUCUUCCCCAGUGGGGAGGGAUCACUCAGGAAAACAGGAAAGGAGGUUCCAGCCCCACCCACCUGCCCACCCCGCCCCAGGCACCAUCAGGAGCAGGCUAGGGGGCAGGCCUGGGCCCAGCUCCGGGCUGGCUUUUUGCAGGGCGCAGGUGGAGGGGACAGGUCUGCCGAUGGGGGUGGGAGCCUGUCUGCUGGGCUGCCAGGCGGCACCACUGCAAGGGGUGGGAGCCUGGCUUGGGUGUGGCUGAGACUCUGGACAGAGGCUGGGGUCCUCCUGGGGGACAGCACAGUCAGUGGAGAGAGCCAGGGGCUGGAGGUGGGGCCCACCCCAGCCUCUGGUCCCAGCUCUGCUGCUCACUUGCUGUGUGGCCUCAAGCAGGUCACUGGCCUCUCUGGGCCUCAGUCUCCACAUCUGUACAAAUGGGAACAUUACCCCCUGCCCUGCCUACCUCACAGGGCUGUUGUGAGGAAUUGAUGAGAUGAUGUAUGUGAAACACUUUGUAACCUGUAAAGCGCUGUGCACACGUG
Homo sapiens (human) is the source of this 3720-nucleotide messenger RNA. RefSeq names its product leucine rich repeat and Ig domain containing 1 (gene LINGO1). NCBI's taxonomy places the organism in Eukaryota, Metazoa, Chordata, Mammalia, Primates, Hominidae. Gene Ontology annotation, cellular component: plasma membrane. The transcript is spliced from 7 exons. The coding region runs from base 859 to 2703 and encodes 614 amino acids. The record is from RefSeq and is a predicted model, not a curated record.